AUGGGACGUGAGGAGCAAGGAAGGACUUGGUGCAUGGACGCAGCUCAACUGGACACGCAAAGGAAGAAGGAGGAAGCCAUCUUGAAGACCAGCUCGACCACCUACUCGACCAACCGGUCGAGUUCCUCAACUCGACCGGCCAAGCUUCAACUCGAUCGAGCUGAGAAGUCAACAGUCAAACCCGAAAAAUGUUGCUUCCCCCUUGACUUCCCUUUGACCCUAAACCUAAUCCUCUUGUAUUUAAAGGCUCUAAGCCACGAAAAAAAACAAGCUUUAGCUUAUUUUGUUUUAGCUUUUCUUUAA
Microthlaspi erraticum is the source of this 303-nucleotide messenger RNA. Lineage: Eukaryota; Viridiplantae; Streptophyta; Magnoliopsida; Brassicales; Brassicaceae. The record is from the annotation of a GenBank genome assembly.